Molecule: messenger RNA, 1593 nt
Organism: Leguminivora glycinivorella
Lineage: Eukaryota; Metazoa; Arthropoda; Insecta; Lepidoptera; Tortricidae
Exons: 2
Coding region: 50-991 (313 amino acids)
Source: RefSeq, a predicted model, not a curated record
GCACCGAUUACGAGUGCUCGCGUAUAAAUUUAUUUGCAAAAAUUGAAAGAUGGCGAAAUCCACGGUUGACGCAUUAGAAAAAGUAAUUAAGAAAUAUAUGACACCCAUAGAGACUAAAAUAGGAAGUGUUCUCACCGAGCUUAAAAAGUUAGAACAGAAAAUAAUUAAAAUCGAAAGUGCUCAGCAACAGUGUAAAAAGUGCCGUCCGUGUUCACCAAGCGAUUGUAGCCCAAACGGAUCGACGACUCCCCAGACGCGCGGAGAAAAUCCCGUAGCAGCGACCAUGCCGACAGUUAUCGCUAACAGAAACUUACCCGCGAGAUCGAGCGUGAGCGCUAACGAUCGCCGCACGUCACUACCCGCUAAAGUGGACAAAGCGGAGAAGACCCCGGUACGCAUUCCUGAUGAUGAUGUCGUGAAUGAAAAUAUAACACCGACACCACCGAUACAGGUGGUUGACUUAAAUAAUUCAUUACACUAUAAAAACAACACACCUGACCCGACUCAACCACCCGAAGACUUGUGCAAUGAGAAAUGGAACAUCGCAUCAUAUUCUAAAGGCCGCAUGCGACAGAAACCAACGCGCGUCUCGAUAACAGGCACCGGACCCUUAGAUAUAAACCUAAAAACGUCUGAGCGAGUCAAAAAACUACAUACUUGUUUUUUUAAAGAAGACACCACUGCUGAGGCGAUCAAAUCAUACAUAACAAAGAAAACGGGCAGUACAGACUGUACUGUUAUUAAGUUACAGCUUAAACACAAUCAUUAUGCGUCUUUCGCAAUAACGGCCCCGCAGAGCUUAUUUGACAGUCUUAUGUCCGCCGAAAUGUGGCCAUCCGGGACAGAAGUCAGCGAGUGGUUUCGAGGCGGCACCGGGCGCGCGAGGCGCGCUCGCCCCUCCCGCCGCGCCCCCGCCACAUCCAACACCAGCGCGGCCUUAUCAGCGCAAAGCAUCCCAAGAAGUCAUAACUACAUGUCACCACAAUAUUAGAGGCCUUAAUAGUAAAACUAGACAAUUAGAAGUAUUGCUGGCCGACGAGCUACUCUGUGACGUGCUAAUUCUAACCGAACAUUUUUUACGCGACUACGAAAUUAUAUCUGUAACAUUAACUAAUUUCGACCUUAUUUCGUACUACUGUAGACCGAAUAUCGAACGCGGAGGUAGCUGCAUUUACGUUAAGUCGCAUAUCAAGGCUAUAAAUAGACCCGAUUAUUGUGAUUUAUCCCGGGAACAAAUAUUCGAUGUAUGUGCUAUAUAUCUCGUAAACGAAAAUAUUUUAAUUGUGGGAAUAUAUCACUCUAAUCUCACUAGCCAUACUGAAUACUUAAAAUUGUUCGACGCGUUACUAACCAAGAUUAACGACGACAAAUUAUCAGCAAUAAUAAUGGGUGAUAUAAACAUCGAUUUACUAAACAAUACUUCGAUAAAAAGACAGCUGUUAGACAUACUAAGUUCACACGGGUUCAGUCAGUACGUCCAAGAUGUGACCAGGCGAGACGGUACAAGUGCUACCUUACUGGACCACGCGUACUGUAACAUUCGCGACGACCGAGUAGCCGCCACCUGUAUAGACACUAAUCUGAGCGACCACG